Molecule: messenger RNA, 1288 nt
Organism: Dreissena polymorpha
Lineage: Eukaryota; Metazoa; Mollusca; Bivalvia; Myida; Dreissenidae
Exons: 3
Coding region: 140-1129 (329 amino acids)
Cellular component (GO): mitochondrion
Source: RefSeq, a predicted model, not a curated record
UAUUUUCUGCAAUGUUGCAAAAAAGUUACCGACUCACGGAUGGUAACCUAAGGGCAACAAGUGUCAAAAUUUCAUGUUGUCUAUAUCAUUUCCUUAAGGAUAAUACAGUGUAUGCACAAAUAGAACACAUACACCAACAAUGCUAGGCAGCAAAUUAUCUAGAUCGCAAUAUUUAUGGUCGUUCUUUGGGAACGGUCAGCCGUUCAAAAGUGUUUCAAAUUACUAUGUCUAUGAAAGAUGGAUUGUAUCACAACAGCACAUGCAAUGUGUUUCAUCAUGUUCAAAUGUUCAAAAAUGCAUCACAGAGUCCUCCAAUGAAAGCAGAAAGGGCAGAAUAUCACAUUCAAAUAAAGUAAAUUUUCAACUGAAUUAUUAUAUGAGAACAUUUGCCAAACAUCCAGCACUAAGGUCUGAAGAAAAAGGCAACAGUAGCAUUGGUGGCGCUGGGAACUCUUCCAAACCCCUGGACAAUGCAGUGACUGCAGGUGCUACAAGCACAGAUGCCAGUUCAACCACAACUUCAACCAUUUCAUCAUCAGACCCACCUUGCAACCCAGAAAACAAGUCAACAACUGCCUCACCAGACUCAAAUGUUUCCAGCCAGAAAAACAAUGAAGCAGAUGAUCAAAAUUUGACUGUGUUCCAACGAUUCAAGAAGACGUACAAAGAGCACGGGAAGGUCUUGGUUGGUGUUCAUUUGGUCACUUCCGGCAUUUGGUUUGGCUCAUUCUUCUGUGCCGCAAAACUUGGUGUAGAUGUAAUACCAUUGAUGGAAUGGUUGGGAUUCAGUGACAGGAUCAUAAAUCCAUUCCGUAACUCAAGCCUAGGCGAUGUGGCCCUUGCAUACCUUAUGUACAAACUUGCCACCCCAGCUAGAUACACCGUUACACUGGCCGGUACCAACUUUAUGAUCCCCUACUUACGAAAAGCUGGUAAAAUUCCACCGAAGAACGACUCUAAUUCUUUGAGAAAUUUGUCAAAAGAAAAGGGGAAGGAAGUUAAACAAAGGACAAAACAAAGAUUUAAAAUGACUUCAGUAAGAUUUAGAACUAACUUAGAAGCAAGUAGAGAGAAAUUUAGACUAAAAAUGAAAGAACGACGUGAAAAGUUUCGCCGUGGACAAAAAUGAAUUUAUUUUUGUGAAUGUGUUGAAGUUGCUGUAAGUCCUUUAUACAUGUACAUUUUAUAAAACGUCUAAUGUUUUAGAGCUAAGACUGUGUUAAUGUGAAUAAAAUUCUGUUCGUAAAUAAACUGAGAUUUUUAUUAACCGAAAUAAAAAGCAAUAAAG